GCAUGAGAGAAAAUCCUGCGUUUUUAGUGUAUCUUCAUACUAAAAUACUGCUAACGUGCUUCGAUCGUAGUAUCUAAUUAUAUGUUUAUGCUUAGAACGAGAUAUAAAAAAAACCGAGACGUUUUUUGUCGAAGAAGCCGAAAUAUCUCGUUAGGCUAGCUCGUUGGAAGAUCUUUACUGACAUAUCCAUAAAGAAUUACCGUACCUUUACUGAUGGAUGACGAUACCAUAGCCUUCGGAGAAGAGGAUGAAGCUGUCCGUAGCGACAAACUCAAGCAUCCAUACGUUACCAUAUUCCAUCUGGUAUUUAGAAUAUCAGCUAUAGUAGUUUAUAUGAUGUGUCAAUUAUUUUCCAAUAGUUUUAUCGCUAGCUUUGUUGUUGUUGUACUUCUUUUGUCGAUGGAUUUUUGGACAGUUAAAAAUAUAACCGGAAGACUGAUGGUGGGACUUAGAUGGUGGAAUUACAUAGACGACAAUGGGAAGAGCAACUGGGUAUUUGAAUCUAAAAAGGGUCCCCAACAGAAUCGUAUUAAUGUGGCAGAGGCACGUAUCUUUUGGUUGGCAUUGAUACUCUGUCCACUUUUGUGGUCGGUAUUAUUUGUCACCGCCUUGUUUCGUUUAAAUUUUCAAUGGCUGUUACUCGUAUGUAUUGCUAUCAUUUUAAAUGGAGCCAAUCUAUACGGAUAUGUGAAAUGUAAAAUGGGAGGUGAUCGGUACAUUUCAACAGCUACCAGUGAUUUCUUUAGGAAACAAUUUAUACAAAAUGUUGCAUCGAUGAUGACGAGGAGUCCAGCAACAAACAAUCCAAAUCAACAAACUAAUGUAAUAUAAAAAAAAGUUCUUUUGUAAGUAUAAUGAUGUGUAUGAAAAUUAAUAAUAAUGCUGUAAAUGUGUACUGGGUGAAUGAUGAUAUGCUUGUACAUAAUAAUAUUAGUUAUAAAAGUAUAAGUACUCUGUAAUAAAAUUAUUAUUUGAAAACGUGCUCAAAAAAAAAAACAAGAUGUAAUUAUUUUAAAAAUUCCUUUUCUAAAUCAUGCAAAAGACAAUACUUUAUGACGUUAGUUACUAGUUUAUUGAUGCCACAAGGCAAUAUAUAAUGUACACGGUAUUUCUCCUUGUCAACAGACUCUUUCUAUUACACCAUAUUUAAUUUGUAUAGUAGUUUUUUAUUAGUAACAUUGCAUUUAUCGUAUUCACCUCAGCCUGCUGUAUUCUUUCUGGCGAGAAGGUAUCACAAAAUAAUUUCCCAUUCUUUCAACGAUAUUUAGUAUUUGACUUUCUGUCAUUCUAUUCUGUCAUUUUAAACUCACAUUCUUCCUUGGAUCUGAGACCAUAAUAUCAUUUGACCGAUUCAUCUAUAGAUAUAGAUGAACUUUGCAACUUGAUCUUAUACAUAUUACCAAACUCGUUACAUAUUGCAUGGAGCAGUACAUUGGUAAUCGAUCGAAUUUUAUUAACGUUCGUGAAGGUUGCUCCGAAGAUUACGAGUCAUAAGUGUUUUCAAGAAGAAGAAUACAACAAACCACAUAUUGCUAUACACAUUUUCGGUUAAAAAAAAAUAUAUAUAUAAUCAAGAUUAAUGGCAAAUACGGAUCUAAAUUACAACAUAUACUUAAAAAGAAUUUCGUCGAAAUUAUAUAAAAUAACUUAAAUAUCCCAUGUUAGAAUUAGUACGUUACAAAUACGUGAAUAUCGUGGACUUUGUGUUUGUAACUUUUGUGAGUACAGAUUAUUAAUGCUACCAACUUAUCGCUAGUAAUAUGUUUUUUUUUUACAACAAUUGAACUUCUUUUAACACAUUUUGCGCUUAGCCUGGAACUUUGAAACAUGAAGUCAUUGAGAAACUUGGCAAAAUACACUCGGGUAGUAUAAUUACAUGUCAUUUUAUAGAUUAAGAGGUGUCCCACAAAAGUGGCUCCACUUAUUUUAAAUGCACGUUUUUAUUUAUUUAUUUAUUUAUUUAUUUACUCAUUUAUUUAUUUAUUUAUUUAAUUAUUUAUUUAUUUGUCUGAUUUUGAAAUACUUCGAUUAGAACUUGACGGUGCAAGGAACACCAGAAGAGAACAAACUGUUUAUUAAGUCAGUAUGAAUAUGUUUCUAUC
Messenger RNA from Polistes dominula (European paper wasp), 2102 nucleotides. Its product is annotated as putative Golgi apparatus membrane protein-like protein CG5021. Gene Ontology annotation, cellular component: Golgi membrane. Gene Ontology annotation, biological process: protein secretion; vesicle-mediated transport. The record is from RefSeq and is a predicted model, not a curated record. Lineage: Eukaryota; Metazoa; Arthropoda; Insecta; Hymenoptera; Vespidae.